Vespa crabro (European hornet) is the source of this 504-nucleotide messenger RNA. RefSeq lists its product as uncharacterized. The coding region runs from base 1 to 504 and encodes 167 amino acids. Lineage: Eukaryota; Metazoa; Arthropoda; Insecta; Hymenoptera; Vespidae. The record is from RefSeq and is a predicted model, not a curated record. The transcript has 2 exons.
AUGUCGUGCAGGAAGGGACUCAUGGGUAGAUUUAUAUGGCAGGCAUGUGGCAAAAGGAAAGAUGAGAAGAACGACCCGAAGGCGGAGGCCUUGAGGAAUGCCGUCCAAGGAACAAGAGUUAUUCGCCCUCUACGCACAAGCACCAUGAUCUUGGUAGGACUGGAUGCGGCUGCCAACGUGACCGUCAUCAGUAACGCGUUGAUGGAUUCCUUCACCAUUCCGGAUCGGACUACAACCUCAUCAAUGGCAUGCUGGCACAGCGUAUAUUCAGGGGUUUGCGUAGAAAUUAAAACCAGCGUUAAACACUUGGGCAAAGUAAUAGAAUCAAGAAUGUUGUUCAGGCCUAAUUUCGAGGCCCUUAUCCCUAAAGCGGAGGUAAUCCCACGGUGCCGUAGGAGGCUCCUUCCGAAACUUCACGGACCGGGGAAGAGGAAGCAACGCCUCCACAGCUGCGUGAUUCACUCGGUGAUCCAUUAUGGGGCGCCGGAUUGUUGGCGGACAUGA